Messenger RNA from Neocloeon triangulifer, 2024 nucleotides. RefSeq names its product GTPase HRas (gene Ras85D). The transcript is spliced from 6 exons. Gene Ontology annotation, biological process: Ras protein signal transduction; epidermal growth factor receptor signaling pathway. Gene Ontology annotation, molecular function: GTP binding; GDP binding; GTPase activity. The coding region runs from base 495 to 1067 and encodes 190 amino acids. Lineage: Eukaryota; Metazoa; Arthropoda; Insecta; Ephemeroptera; Baetidae. Gene Ontology annotation, cellular component: plasma membrane. The record is from RefSeq and is a predicted model, not a curated record.
UCUGUGCGACGCCGUCAGGGAACCAGUGUGGCCAUUUUUAAUCCUGCGAAAACGAGAGUGCAGGAUCAAGAGUAGAGACGGCAGCCGUCUUGCAGAACAAGCAAUCGCCGCACCAUUCGGCAGCGCCUCACGUCCGGCCGAGCUGCUGCGUGCCGAAUCCACCCUCGCCGAAUUUCCGCAUCGGCGACGCAGGCGCCGAACCGCAGCAGCCACUCGGCGGCCCCUGCUCUGCACUCGCCAAACUCCAGCCGCCGCGCCGAGCGCCCCGGAGCACCCUCGGGCCUGGUAGACUCGCUCAGGUCAACGUCCGGCGACGUCCUCUACGCCUUUGAACGACGGCCGAACACGGCGACCGUCGGCACGAAGACUGCCGAGGCCCAAUGCAGGCCUGAGCGCACGCCAGAUCAAAGUACCACACCCACUCGAAAUCCUGCAGGUUGCUGCCGUCUGUCACCGUGAUUGUUUUGGUUGCCACAGGAAGGAGCAGGUUGAAGAUGACCGAGUACAAGUUGGUCGUCGUCGGAGCUGGAGGCGUUGGCAAAAGUGCCUUGACCAUUCAGUUGAUCCAAAAUCACUUUGUUGACGAAUACGACCCUACUAUCGAGGACUCGUACAGAAAGCAAGUGGUGAUCGAUGGCGAGACGUGUCUGUUGGACAUCCUGGACACGGCCGGCCAAGAAGAAUACAGUGCCAUGAGAGACCAGUACAUGCGGACGGGUGAGGGCUUCCUGCUAGUUUUUGCUGUCAACAACGCAAAAUCGUUCGAGGACAUCAGCAUGUACCGGGAGCAGAUCAAGAGAGUCAAGGACGCCGAGGAAGUACCCAUGGUUUUGGUCGGAAACAAAUGUGAUUUGCCCAUGAGGGCGGUGGACAUGGUGCAGGCAAGGGAGGUCGCCAAGCAGUACGGGAUUCCCUUUGUCGAAACGUCAGCCAAGACCCGCAUGGGCGUAGAUGAAGCAUUUUACACAUUAGUCCGAGAGAUUCGCAAAGAUAAGGAGCGUCGCGGCAAGGACAAGAGAAAAAGAACGAGAGGAGGAAGCAAGAAGAAAAAGUGUUGCAUUUUAUAAUGCAGUGGCUCUUGCGCUUGCAGGCUCCAAUAAUUACAAUUAAUUAAGCAUAUUUAAUUACAAAAAGACUUCAAUUCAAACUUUGUAGCAGUGCGUUCACUGGUUUAGCACUCGACAACUACUUUUUGAAAGUGAAAAUAUUUCCAAGAAAGAAGGAAAGAAAGCAAUUAUUGAGAAAAAAAAUCAACCGUUUAAAUUAAGCAAUGUCUUGAUUGUCGUGUUUUGUCUCACAAAUUUUGGCGUCGGCGCACGACACGGGCGAGCCUUUGAAUUUCGAACCAUCUAACUGUAUUGAGAUAGCAGCUGCUAACAAAACUGCGAAUUUACAAAAAAAAAGAGAUAACACCGGUUUCACUUUCGGCCGGCGCGUUAAUCGGUGUUGGUGCUGGGGGUGAUGUGGCUAGUGAAGAUGCAAUUGGAGUGUGUAAUUGAUUGUAUAAUUUGACAUUUACAGUGGACCAAUUUGAAUAACUUGUAUUUUAAAGUCUCCGUGAGCAGUCGUGGCCUGCGGACAGACCUCUUUGCCCAAAUUUUAGCCAGCGCCACUUAGGGCGCAGACACACCGAUUUGCCCCAUCUGUCCCGGGUCGAUGGUUUUUGCUCUGCGACUGCACGGAGAGUUUAAAAAACGCAUUGUACUAUAUUAUAUUAAUCUAGCAAGCAGAACUCUUGUGUGACUUUUGACCUGUAUUUCUGGCUUUCUCCGAUCCGGAGCGUCGCAAGCUUUUGGUUUCAACCGAAUUCUCUCACAGUCAAAAUUGCUCGAUAUGGAUGUUUGUUCAAGUGUUCGAUUUGGUUAAGAGCUAUAAUAUCAAAUAACUCUCAACGAACAGCCUAGGCCGACUCGGCAAGGCUAACAGCUGGAUUGGGAACAGUUAAAUUAAAAGCGGCUGCUGAAUAGCAAAGUUUGUGGUCCAAUUGCCUAGCGAUUGAUUCUAGUGUGAAUGUGGCUUGAUUG